AUGGCGAGUCGACUAUUGAACCCGCCGAAACUGGCAAAGCUCAAAGAGCUAACGAAGCUACAAUGCAAUAUAUUCAGAACUACAUACAAUCCUGAGCGGUUGAGAACAGAGGCACAGGUUUUGAGAAAACCACUGAAAGGCCAAAUAAUAUCGAAUUAUUACGGACCUGCCGAUUUCCCAACUGUGUUCCAGAUUUUCAAACUCUGGCGCGUGGAUGACUUCAGACUCGUCAACGAAGAUGAAGAUUACAGACAGAGAAGAGUGACAAUGUUGAGAAAGAGAGGAAAAGGUGCUCCAAAGAAGUUGAAGGCUCCAGUUGAAGCUCCAACAAAGAAGCGGAAAUAG
Molecule: messenger RNA, 345 nt
Organism: Ogataea parapolymorpha DL-1
Lineage: Eukaryota; Fungi; Ascomycota; Pichiomycetes; Pichiales; Pichiaceae
Product: Mitochondral 37S ribosomal protein S27
Exons: 1
Coding region: 1-345 (114 amino acids)
Cellular component (GO): mitochondrion
Source: RefSeq, a predicted model, not a curated record